UUUGUUGCUAUGGUGAUAGCGUUCUGGCUGAAAUGAAGGAGGAGCUGCGAGCAAUGAACGAUUCAGAAGUGCUUGAUUUUCGGGAGCUGGAACGGGAGUUGGCCAAUGCUGUGGCUGCAGAUGAGAAGUAUCAGAGGGAGAAUGCUGCUAAAUUUCGUGCCAUUCAUCAGAAAGUGGCAUCAUACGAAGAGUUCAGAGAUAUUGUUGCAGCUUCUAACCUGAAACCCUUGGAGUGGAAGGACAAGAUUGGAGGCGAUAGGAAGCAGCCAUGGAACCCGACUGCCACAACAAGCAGCUCGUCCAAAGAGCCGGCUCGUGCCGUGUUACAGGACUCAUUGUCAGAACCCAGAAAUGCAUUUGAAUUUUCCCGUGAUUGGCGCAGGAUAGAUAUGAAGAAAAAAUAUGACUUUCUUCUGAAAAUUGGGGCUGAGACGUUGUCCCAUAUCUUCCAUGCAGAGGUAUGCUCGGGUCUGCUGGGAGAGUUCCUGCUUGUGUUGGAGGAGCAUCUCCAGGACAGGCAGGUGACUGAGGUGAUGGAGAUAUUGCAGUGUUUGGCAAAGACUCCUCGCUUCAACCUCAACCUGGACUUCCUCGGUAAGACGGAGAUGGUGUGCUGCCAUAAGCUGUUGGAGAAGCUGCAAACCUUGCUAAAUGAUGAAAACGAGGAGGAUGGUAAACUGAAAUCAACGUUAAAGCAAUUAACAACUCUGUAUAAGGUCAAUGAGUCAAUAAACUAAUUUACAUAUUA
Molecule: messenger RNA, 748 nt
Organism: Bufo bufo (common toad)
Lineage: Eukaryota; Metazoa; Chordata; Amphibia; Anura; Bufonidae
Gene: DNAAF19
Product: coiled-coil domain containing 103
Exons: 4
Coding region: 33-737 (234 amino acids)
Biological process (GO): epithelial cilium movement involved in extracellular fluid movement; inner dynein arm assembly; determination of left/right symmetry
Cellular component (GO): outer dynein arm
Source: RefSeq, a predicted model, not a curated record